Fundulus heteroclitus (mummichog) is the source of this 2722-nucleotide messenger RNA. It is a transcript of the gene akt3a, whose product is annotated as v-akt murine thymoma viral oncogene homolog 3a. The transcript has 12 exons. The record is from RefSeq and is a predicted model, not a curated record. Lineage: Eukaryota; Metazoa; Chordata; Actinopteri; Cyprinodontiformes; Fundulidae. The coding region runs from base 16 to 1443 and encodes 475 amino acids. Gene Ontology annotation, biological process: protein phosphorylation. Gene Ontology annotation, molecular function: protein serine/threonine kinase activity; ATP binding.
ACAAGCUAAGCUAAAAUGUCUCUUUCUGUGUCUGUGUGUCUCUCUCCAGGUGAAUAUAUAAAGAACUGGCGGCCACGUUACUUCCUGCUCAAGACAGACGGCUCCUUCAUCGGCUACAAAGAGAAACCUCAGGAUGCAGACCUCCCUUAUCCACUAAAUAACUUUUCAGUAGCAAAAUGCCAGCUGAUGAAGACAGAGAGGCCAAAGCCAAACACCUUCAUCAUACGCUGCCUUCAGUGGACCACCGUCAUCGAGAGGACCUUCCAUGUGGACUCGCCUGAUGAAAGAGAUGAGUGGACAGAGGCCAUCCAGAUGGUGGCAGACAAGCUGCAGAGACAAGAGGAGGAGAGGAUCCAGUGCAGCCCCACGUCCAACAUUGACAACAUGGUCGAGGAGGAAAUGGACAUCUCCACUACACACCACAAACGCAAGACGAUGAGUGACUUUGACUACCUGAAGCUGCUGGGAAAAGGAACCUUUGGUAAAGUCAUCCUUGUCCGGGAAAAGGCCAGCGGAAAGUAUUACGCCAUGAAAAUCCUUAAAAAAGAAGUCAUCAUAGCCAAGGAUGAAGUUGCUCACACGCUCACAGAGAGCAGAGUACUGAAAAACACCAGGCACCCUUUUCUUACGUCUCUGAAGUAUUCGUUCCAGACUAAAGACCGUCUCUGUUUUGUGAUGGAGUACGUGAAUGGAGGGGAGCUGUUUUUCCAUUUGUCCAGAGAGCGAGUGUUCUCGGAGGAGCGCACGCGCUUCUACGGCGCCGAGAUUGUCUCAGCUCUCAACUACCUGCAUUCAGCCAAGAUUGUGUACCGGGACCUCAAGUUGGAAAACCUGAUGCUGGAUAAAGACGGUCAUAUAAAGAUCACAGAUUUUGGACUCUGCAAGGAGGGCAUCACUGACGCUGCUACCAUGAAGACCUUCUGUGGGACCCCAGAGUACCUGGCGCCAGAGGUCCUGGAGGACAACGACUACGGGCGCGCCGUGGACUGGUGGGGCCUGGGCGUGGUGACGUACGAGAUGAUGUGCGGCCGGCUGCCGUUCUACAACCAGGACCACGAGAAGCUGUUCGAGCUCAUCCUCAUGGAGGAGAUCAAGUUCCCGCGCACGCUGUCGGCCGACGCCAAGUCGCUGCUGUCCGGCCUGCUCAUCAAAGACCCCAACAAAAGGCUCGGGGGAGGACCGGACGACGCUAAAGAAAUAAUGAGGCACAGUUUCUUCUCCGGCAUCGACUGGCAGGAUGUUUACGACAAAAAGCUCGUCCCUCCCUUCAAGCCUCAGGUGACGUCGGAGACGGACACCAGGUACUUUGACGAGGAGUUCACAGCUCAGACCAUCACAAUCACCCCACCAGAGAAAUUUGAUGAGGACGGGAUGGACUGUCUGGACAAUGAGAGGCGACCGCACUUCCCGCAGUUCUCGUACUCGGCCAGCGGGCGGGAAUGAACUGUCCACCACGGUGACGUGGUCACAGCUGGUCUCUGAGGCCGCCAGCGCGGGACACCAAGACCCCCGCAGCUCCGGACCCACCCAGACUUGAAGGAUUUUACCCGUCUCCUCCAUUCCUUCUCUUCAGUCUGCUUCUUACUUUAUUUAUUUGUUUUUUUUUUCUUUCUUUUUUUUUUUUGUGAAUCUCUCGAGAACCCCGAGGCAAAGUUAAGAGUUUAAUCCUGCGCUCUGAACUGUGAUGCGAUCCGUUGAUUUUUUUUAGCGACCCUUUAACGACGGGAGCUUCACCAGCACCCUGCUGUGCUUUGACACCUGCUCUAUAAAAAAAAAAAAAAAAAAAAAAAAGGCGCAAACUCUUAGUCAGACAUUAGCCGAAGUAUUUUCAGGUAGCGUUCGUAUCUGUGCGACGGAGAUACAGCAUUUUCAGUUGUUGAAACCCAAACUGCCAUAGCAGGUUGUAUCUCAGGCUUUUGCAAACAAACUCAGAGAGACGUUUGCGUCGUCUUGCUGCACGUCGUGAGUUCAGUGAUUGUGGGACGGGCCGAGCAGCCUCCACCGGUGAGCGGGGGGGGGGGGGGGGGGUCCUACGCCCCCCGUGUUGUCAAGCAGGAUUUGACUCAGGUGCUGCUCGGUGCAAGUCAUGCUGUUGUUGCUGCUAUUUCAACUACGACUACAGGUACUCCUCCUCCCACCACCGCUCUUCUACUGCUACUACUGAAAUCCGGUGCUACACUUCUAGCUAAUCGCUGACCGUUACCAAGGCGCCAGCAAAACACCCGUACUACCAUCUAUGCUCGUACAGCUGCUACCUUACCGUGCUGCUCUAAAAAAAAAAAGGUCCUCUCUGAGGUUUCAACCCAUCGUGGCAUGUCCUCCGUGAGUGUGUGUUCGUGUCCGAGGUCCUCGUCGCCACGGGUUUGUCAUCCAUGACGCACCUCAAAGCACAGCAGUUCACGCAGAUGAAGCUCCGAAAAAAUAAAAUAAAAUCACAAUUAGCUUUACUACAGCACCCACAGUUCAGUGUGAAAGUUAGAGGAAAUCACCUGGUUUGAACUCCACUCCCCCGGAUUUUACUUCUGUUCUUUUAUUUAAAUGUUCCUUUAAACUUCAAAAAGGGAAAACUUCACUGAAACGGUACUUUCUUUAAAGGAGGAAAAAAAAAAAAAAGCUUUACUGUGACCCGCGGUUAGCACGGCUUUGGGAUCCACACGGCUGGACCUCCUGGGAGUCUGGGCAGCAGUGAGUGGGAGAGACAAAAGUCCAGAAUGUCAGAGAG